AUGCCGCCAAGGAUACCUGUCGCCAAUGGCUGGAGUAGCAGUCUAUGUGUACGGUCCUUCUCGUCCACACCCACAUCCCUCGCCCUCGGUCCGCAAUCACCAAACUACAUCGAGGUUCCGAAGCCGCUGCAGCCCACCUACCCGGCCAAGCCCACGGUAAAGGGACAUCUGCCUAUUCCCCGAGACAUCUUCAAGACGAGGAACAAGCACCCAAAGGAGUCGGACAUCUUCAUCGGCAGGAGCACAAAGGAACCCAAGGAGGUCAAGGUUCCAGGACCAUACAGCCGGGAUGCCGACUACCGGUUAUACAAGCAGCGACUGGCGGAAAAGAGGAGAGAGAACUUGAAGGAGGGUGUCAAGGAGCUGCACGAGCGCAAGGUCACAUCAGAAGCACAGUACCUGGCCAAGAUCCAGGCCAUUGGCGCGAAGAGGCGGGAGCUGGCCACGGCCCCGCGUCGCGAAGUUGACAUCUUGACCGAGACAUCCGUAGCCAAGGGCAUUCGCGACUUCCUCACCGACAGCCUUCCUCCCCGGCCAGACAUCACCCAAGCCCGUAAAAAAGCAUAUGAUCGCCGAGUAGCCAAGAUACAAGAAGUCCGCGCAUCUCGCCUCCACGAUCUAUACACCAACGCGCGCGAGUUCAUCGUAGACGAGCAGCAAUUGGACGAGGCCAUAGAGGCGGCUUUUGGUACCGAAGAUGCGCCUGUAGGCUGGGACCACAAGGGCAUCAUGGGCCCACGCGCGGAGGGCAAAGAGGGUCUCAGCCCGUGGCAUGGACCCCUACCCGAGGGUGUGGGCGACAUGCUCAACAAGCUCAGGGGAGGCGAAGGUGUUGGCCUUGCCAAGGAGCGCGUCAAGAAGGUGGCCGAAGAGCUCACUGGCGGCAAGAUGUAG
Molecule: messenger RNA, 894 nt
Organism: Alternaria arborescens
Lineage: Eukaryota; Fungi; Ascomycota; Dothideomycetes; Pleosporales; Pleosporaceae
Exons: 1
Coding region: 1-894 (297 amino acids)
Source: RefSeq, a predicted model, not a curated record